Messenger RNA from Paramisgurnus dabryanus, 3436 nucleotides. It is a transcript of the gene lig1, whose product is annotated as ligase I, DNA, ATP-dependent. Gene Ontology annotation, biological process: DNA repair; DNA recombination; DNA biosynthetic process. Gene Ontology annotation, molecular function: ATP binding; DNA ligase (ATP) activity; DNA binding. The record is from RefSeq and is a predicted model, not a curated record. Lineage: Eukaryota; Metazoa; Chordata; Actinopteri; Cypriniformes; Cobitidae. Gene Ontology annotation, cellular component: nucleus; mitochondrion.
UACUUCCGGAAUGACGUCACGUUGGCGCCGAAUCAUACAGAGUAAAGCGCGCGGAAGAAAACAUUGAGCCUUCGGAUAUAAUUUACAAUAAUAAUACGUCAAAAUUUGCGGGUAUUUGCGGUUAACUAAGGAGCAACAGUGUAAUAACCCAGCAUGCAGCGAAGCAUAGCGUCCUUCUUUCAGCCGAAGAAAGGCAAUGAGAAGAAUGAUGGACAGCUCAAAGCAAAGUCUGAACCUGUGAAAAGUCCUCUCAAAAUUCAGAAUGGCGUACAGGAAAGUGAUUCACCAGUGAAGAAGGUUAACAAGCGUAGCAGACAAAUCAUAGACAGCGAUGAUGAAGAUCAGCCAAUGGUAAAAGAGCAGGUGACCAAGGACAAUGAAGCCCCAGCAGUAAAGCCUGAGAAGGCUGUGUCCGCUCCUGUGUCUCCAAAACCCCCCAUGACCCCAUCAACUCCUGUCACUUCAAACAACUCUGUUGACAUGGUAACCCCCGCUUCCUCAGGUACUCCAGGAACACCGGCGACUCCGACAUCAACAUCACCGUCAGGCAUUCCCAAACGCAAGACAGCCCGCAAACAGUUCCCCAAGAGAAAGCUGGAAUGCAGAAGCGAUGGAGAAGGAACGAAAGAGGAGGAGAAGGGGGUAGAGGGAGGUCAGGAGAGUAAAAGAGCACGAGUAGAGGACUCACCCGGUCAGACAGAGAAUGAGAACGAGAUGAUGGAGGUGGAAGAGAAGAGUGGAGACGAAAAGCCUAUGGUGGAGGAGCAGAAAGAGGAGGAUGAACCAAAAAAAAGUGUAGACAUAGAUGUGCAUGACAAUGACAAGAGGAAAGCGAAGACUGGUGAAAACGAUGAUAAACCAGAGAAAAAGUUAAAUGGAGCGAAUAAGAAGAAAGAAAAGGAGGAUGAGAAAGAGAAGGAUGUAAGCAAAGUGGUGGAAAAAGAGAAAAAGACAGUAGAAAAGGUGGAUGAGAAAAAGAAACACGCGAGCAGCCCUGCAAGAGUGGUGAAGAAAGAGAAAAAGACAGAAGAAAAGGUGGAUGAGAAAAAGAAAGACGUAAGCAGCCCUGAAAGAGUGGAGAAGAAGGAGAAAAAGACAGAAGAAAAGGAGGGAUCAGCCAAGAAGAAACCUAUCAGCAGUUUUUUUGCCCCUAGAAAAGCAGCAGUGAAACUGGAAAAAGAGGAGCAGAAGGAGGGGGAGAAGAAAAAGGCUGGAGAGACCCCUGCUAUCUUCGAACAGAAAGACAAGAAAAGUGAAAAGGGGGUGGAGUCUGCUGAUCAGAGCCAAUAUGAUCCUUCAAGAGCAAAUUACCAUCCCAUUGACCAUGCCUGCUGGAUGAGGGGACAAAAGGUGCCAUAUUUGGCUGUCGCUCGCACCUUUGAGAAGAUCGAAGAAGAUUCAGGCAGGCUGAGGAAUAUCGAAACACUUUCUAACCUUCUGCGCUCUGUAAUUCUGCUCUCGCCAGAUGACCUGCUGUGUUGUGUAUACCUGUGUCUGAACCAGCUUGGCCCAGCGUAUCAGGGUCUGGAGCUGGGCAUUGGUGAAACCAUCUUGAUGAAAGCUGUCGCUCAAGCAACAGGGCGACAGCUGGACAAAAUCAAAGCGGAAGCUCAGGAGAAAGGAGACCUGGGAUUAGUCGCGGAGAGUUCACGCAGCAACCAAAGGAUGAUGUUUGCACCAGCCAGUCUGACGGCAAGUGGCGUAUUUAACAAACUGAAGGAGAUUGCCAACAUGAGCGGGAACUCUGCAAUGAAUAAGAAGAUCGACAUUAUUAAAGGCCUGUUUGUGGCAUGUCGUUUUUCUGAGGCCCGCUACAUUGUGAGGUCAUUGGCGGGGAAGCUGAGAAUCGGAUUGGCUGAGCAGAGCGUUCUCGCAGCUCUCAGUCAGGCUGUGUGUCUGACGCCCCCAGGCCAAGAGUUUCCACCCGCUGUGUUGGAUGCUGGUAAAGGAAUGAGUACAGACAGCAGGAGAGCUUGGCUGGAGGAGAAAGCACUGAUCCUGAAACAGACAUACUGUGAGAUGCCCAAUUACGAUGCUAUCCUUCCGGUCUUGCUUAAAGAAGGCAUAGAUGAACUUCCCAAUCAUUGCAAGCUCACCCCAGGUGUGCCCUUGCGGCCCAUGUUGGCCCACCCAACUAAAGGGGUCGGCGAGGUAAUGAAACGAUUUGAUGAGGCUACAUUCACCUGUGAAUAUAAAUAUGAUGGAGAGCGUGCUCAGAUCCAUAUUCUUGAAAACGGGGAGGUGCACAUUUUUAGCCGAAAUCAAGAGAACAACACAAGCAAAUACCCGGAUAUUAUCUCUCGAAUACCACAGGUGAAAAAAGAAAGUGUACGCUCCUGUGUUCUAGAUUCAGAGGCGGUGGCCUGGGACAGAGAAAAGAAACAGAUUCAGCCGUUUCAGGUUCUUACCACACGCAAGAGAAAGGAUGUGGACGCAUCUGAGAUCAAGGUUCAGGUGUGUGUCUACGCCUUUGACCUGCUCUACCUGAAUGGAGAGUCUCUGGUACGAGAGCCUCUGAGCAAACGCCGGGCUCUGUUACGAGAGAGUUUUGAGGAGAGAGAGGGCGAGUUUGUCUUCGCAAAAUCCCUCGACUCUGACAAUACAGAAUGUAUCGCUGAAUUCCUGGAGCAGUCUGUACGAGAUUCCUGCGAGGGUUUAAUGGUGAAAACGUUGGAUAAACACGCGACAUAUGAGAUUGCCAAACGCUCUCACAACUGGCUCAAGCUAAAGAAGGAUUAUCUGGAGGGUGUCGGGGACACUGUAGAUCUAUGUGUGAUUGGAGCUUAUCUGGGAAAGGGAAAGAGAGCAGGCAGCUAUGGAGGAUUUUUACUGGCCUGUUACGAUGAGGAAAACGAGGAGUUCCAGUCUGUCUGCAAGAUUGGAACUGGCUUUAAAGAUGAAGAUCUGGAGCAACAUUACAAUUUCUUGAAGGAGCACAUUUUACCUAAACCACGGCCUUAUUACCGCGUGGACCAAUCGGCAGAACCGGACGUUUGGCUGGAGGCGGUGCAAGUGUGGGAGGUGAAAUGUGCUGACCUUUCACUAUCGCCGGUCUACAAAGCAGCCAUGGGAUUGGUGGACCCAGAGAAAGGGAUUUCACUUCGUUUUCCACGAUUCCUCAGGAUCAGAGAUGACAAAAAGCCAGAAGAUGCCACCGCAGGUUCACAGAUUGCUGAUCUCUACAAGAAACAGCAACAGAUUCAAAAUCAGGGUGACAAACCUGAUUUGGAGGACUACUAUUGAAUCCUCUCUGAUUGGCUCCUGUUGUCCUUAUUCCAAAUGGCCCGUGGAUCGUUUCAAUACUUUGUUGCCUAUUAAAAUGUGCCCAUUAAAUUUUUUUUAAUGCUGUGAUAUUGUAAAAUUUGAUGAAAAUUGAACUAAUAAUGUAAAUAUUCUUUCAAAUAAUUGAUAGAGCUGAAAUAAACACUUGCUUUUC